UUUUUGGAGCGAGGCGGGGGCGAGCUAGAGGAGCGAGACGAGGAAGUCGAGAGGACGCGUCGUGGAGGGAAGUUUUGAAAAAAAUUUCGUCCCCUUCUUCCCUUCCAUUUUUUUCCCCUUUCCCCCACCCGUUGGGCGCCAUGAUCCCCUCCCCCUCCCCCGCUCGCCGCUGAAAUUUUCGCCACAUUAAUCACCUUCCUUCGCGAGGCCACCACCGCGCAAAUCCCCAUCCUCGCUAGCUUCGCCUUCGCCCUCCCCAGCGAGCGAGCGCCCACUUCACAUCCUCCUCCUCCUCGCCCCCUCCGAUUCGACCAUGGAGGCUGACGGGAACGGCGGCGGCGGCGUCGUGGUGGUGGUGCCGCGGGAGGGUGCGGCGGCGGUGAAGCAGGGGGCGGCGGCGGGGAAGGGGAAGUCCGGCGAAUCCAAGGGGGUGCGCGUCGUCGGCGGGCGGAUCUAUGAUCCGGAGAACGGCAAGACCUGCCAUCAGUGCCGCCAGAAGACGAUGGACUUCUCGGCGUCGUGCCACAAGGUCAAGAAGAACAACAAGCCGUGCACGAUCCUGUACUGCCGCAAGUGCCUGAAGAACAGGUACGGCCAGCAAGUCGAGGAGGUGGCCAAGGACGACGCCUGGACUUGCCCCAAGUGCAGGGACAUCUGCAAUUGCAGCUUCUGCAUGAAGAAGAAGGGGCUGGAGCCCACGGGAAUACUCGCCCAUGCUGCUAAGGCUUCAGGUUGUGACUCGGUUCAUGACUUACUGAGUAAGGGGAAAGAUGCGGUGGCUGCCGCGCAGAAGAGCGCCCAGCAGAAAGUGAGAUCUGCGCCGCUGAAGAAGAACCCAAAGAGGGCUCCAGAGUCAGAUGCUGCUACUGAUGAACCUUUGGCUGAAGGGGAUGAGAAUAUAUGCAUUGAUUUCAAUGCCUUCGCUUCUGCACCAGUGAAGAAGCAGAAGAGAAGCAGGAAGGUCGAUGGUGUUGUAACUUUGAUGAAGGACGAAAGCCCUGAUGUUCCCCAGAAUAAAGUUGUUUUGCCCAGGGGCACUCCAGUCACUAGUGUUGCCGGUGCAGAGUGGGAAUCUGAAGAUGUUGGUCCUGCGCUUCAGUUCUUUGAAUUCUGCCGCACAUUUGCUGAGAUUUUUCAAGUAAGGAAGGGUCAACCAGAAAGAAUCCUCCGGGACAUAGCUGGAGGUCGUGGACUUCGAGUGGUGUCCUCGGUCGUUUCUGACUUCCACAUAACUCUGUUAUCUAUCAUCCAAGAAGACCGAGGAAUGAAGCCUAUAACAUAUUCAAGAGAUAACGACACAUGGAUUGUCGAUGUUGGAAAAUGUAUAAAUGAGUCAAUCAUUGCCCCAAAGGAACUCCCUCUUGACUCCUUAGAUCAGGGGGUAUCGGGAUAUAAAAACCUGAGCCCUUCUUGUAAGCUCCGUGUUCUGAACUUUUUGUGUGAUGAAAGUCUCUCUACUGAAAAGUUGAGGAAUUGCAUAUUAUCUGAAAGCAAAAACCCUUCCAAAGAAAAAGCUCCGUCUGCAAAAGAAAAGGAGCCAAAAGAAGAAACAAUAAAGAAGAACACAGAUGAAGUAGCACUUGUGAAAACUGAAGACGGAGCUGUUACUGUUGAGGAAGAUAAGAAUGGCGUUUCUCAACAAAAGGAUGUGAAAGAAGGCAAGCAUGCAGACACAAAUGGUACAAAUGAAAAGAAGCAUGGAGGUUUCCUAAGAACUAAUCCUGUCAUGGUUAACAAAGCGGGAAUCUAUUGGAAGCUGGAUGACUAUUGUAACAACACAACAAUGAUGCUCCAAGAGGUUGAUGCUGACAAUUCAGUGGGGAACAAAGACAUGUGGUUUAUGCUUAAUGAAGAUGAAGAGAAAAUAGUAGAAAACUAUAUAUCCACAAUGCCUAAACGCAGGGGGAGAAAACCUGCAUCAUAGUCUACUGAAUAUACUGUCUAGGUUCCUCACCUAGCUGAAGGUGGGCUAUGCUAGUUGAGAUGAGGCAAUCUCUGUUGAGGCCAGAAGGGUCAUUUUGCUACAGAAAAAUUGUGCAAUUACAGAAGAACCAAGAAUUCUUGGGGGUUCAUAGAUUGAAUCAGAAGCUUAAACAUGUUUUGUCCAGAUGUCAAAACCGGCAGCUUUUGUAACACCUUUUCAGUUUCCUAGAUGAUACUGAUGGAGAAUGUUGCCGAAUGAUCGUGUUGUACCAAAAUGUUGCACUAUAGCAAGAGUUUGCUAUAGUUAGUCACCCUGUAACCUUGUUGUGGUUAAAGUUAAACUGUUGUUUAACAACAUGUGACUGGCGAUAAUGACUAUCCAUUCUUUCAGUUCAGU
Oryza brachyantha (malo sina) is the source of this 2320-nucleotide messenger RNA. RefSeq lists its product as uncharacterized. The record is from RefSeq and is a predicted model, not a curated record. NCBI's taxonomy places the organism in Eukaryota, Viridiplantae, Streptophyta, Magnoliopsida, Poales, Poaceae. Gene Ontology annotation, cellular component: nucleus. The transcript is spliced from 13 exons. Gene Ontology annotation, biological process: regulation of DNA-templated transcription. The coding region runs from base 314 to 1924 and encodes 536 amino acids.